AUGGCCGGCCUUCCCCCCAACCCCCCCUUGCCAGGCCUCCACGGCGCCUCCGUCGUCAUCACCGGCCGCCGCAAAGACGUCCUCGACGGCGCCGUCGCCGCGCUGCGCGGCGAGGGCAUCGCCGCCGCAGGCCUGCAAGGGGACGUCCGGCAGGCGGCCGCGUGCGCCGACUGGGUCGCCAACACGCUGGCCAUGUAUGGGGGGCUUGACAUCUUAGUCAACUGCGCGGCGGGCAACUUCCUGGCAAAUGCGGCGGAGCUGUCGCAGGGCGGGUUUAAGACAGUCAUGGAGAUCGACGCCGUGGGGACCUUCACCAUGAGUCGCGCCGCCUUUGACGCGCUGAGGGCCGCGGGGUCCUCCGUCAUCAUCAACAUCAGCGCCACCCUGCAUUACGGCGCCACCUGGUACCAGGUCCACGCGUCGGCCGCCAAGGCGGCGGUGGACAGCAUCACCCGCAGCCUGGCCCUGGAGUGGGGGGAGUACGGCGUGCGGGUCGUGGGCGUCGCGCCCGGCCCCAUCCAGGGCACUGCGGCCCGUCGGGCCGGCCUGACCCUGGGGCUGGCUCGCGGCUGCCGGUCGUGUUGA
This is a messenger RNA of Monoraphidium neglectum, 585 nucleotides long. RefSeq names its product peroxisomal 2,4-dienoyl-CoA reductase. The coding region runs from base 1 to 585 and encodes 194 amino acids. The transcript has 4 exons. NCBI's taxonomy places the organism in Eukaryota, Viridiplantae, Chlorophyta, Chlorophyceae, Sphaeropleales, Selenastraceae. The record is from RefSeq and is a predicted model, not a curated record. Gene Ontology annotation, biological process: fatty acid catabolic process. Gene Ontology annotation, molecular function: 2,4-dienoyl-CoA reductase (NADPH) activity.